Messenger RNA from Nerophis lumbriciformis (worm pipefish), 660 nucleotides. It is a transcript of the gene prop1, whose product is annotated as PROP paired-like homeobox 1. NCBI's taxonomy places the organism in Eukaryota, Metazoa, Chordata, Actinopteri, Syngnathiformes, Syngnathidae. The record is from RefSeq and is a predicted model, not a curated record. Gene Ontology annotation, biological process: regulation of DNA-templated transcription; pituitary gland development. Gene Ontology annotation, molecular function: DNA binding; DNA-binding transcription factor activity, RNA polymerase II-specific.
GGGAUGGCCCAGGUGAAAGUAACAGGGGAGGCUGUGAGAAACCACCAGGACUGUGUUGAGGUGUUCUCGGACAUGGCGACUGUUAGCUCCACUGAAGAAAUUGGAGAUUUAUCGUGUGCGACCUCCACGGCUGUAGGUGUCAGCCGACGGAGCAGAGCCUUUCAGUCUCCAACGAGGAGACGCCUGCGCACAACUUUCAGCCACAAGCAGCUGGAACAUCUGGAGAUGGCCUUUGGACAGAACCAGUAUCCUGACAUCUACUUCAGAGAGGAGCUGGCACGAAUCACCAAGCUCAAUGAAGCUCGCGUACAGGUGUGGUUUCAGAACAGAAGAGCCAAGCAGCGUAAGCGUGAGCGGGCGUCCCAGAAAGCCCUUUCUCUGGGUGUUAUACCAGGCCACAGGGCACUGCUGGGCAGCAUGCACAUCCCACCAUCCAUGGCUCGGCACUAUUAUGCUCAACCCCUAGCCACAGUUCUGCCUGCCGCCAUGUUCCCCCACCACCCAACACCAGGCAGCCAGUACCCCUGUCCCUCUAUGCCACCGCAGGUGACCCCUCAACAUCAGCAUGAGGAAUGGUACAGCCCCCUGAGGAGCAACCUGACACCAACUAUGUUCUCCCUGACCUCCAUGCAGCCCCUGGACACCUCUCACUGGAGCUGA